AUGCUAGAAAGCCUGGUGGUUCAUUGUCCCAAACCCCAGCUAUGGCAGCAUUUGUCCCACCCAUUAAGAAAAAGAACUCGGAUUUUCACAAUCCGUCUUCUCCUCUUCCUUAAAAAUCCUAAGCUGGAACUGUCAAGGAUUAGGGAAUCCCAUGACAAUUUGUCGUCUCCAAGAGAUGCGGAAAAGAGUUCAUCCGGAUAUCAUCUUCUUGCUGAGACUAAAAAUCCCGAUGCUUUUGUCUUAAGCAAGGUCAAACCCCUGGACUAUCAUCACCACGUCUUCGUAUCUCCUCAUAACAUAGCUAAUGGAGGGUUAGCUUUAAUCUUGAAACAAGACAUCAAGCUAGAAGUUAUUUCUUCUUGUAAGAACUACUUUGAUACUCGAAUUAUCUAUGAAGACAAAGUUUUUUACUCUACUUUUGUUUAUGGAGAUCCCGAAAGAGCAAAUAGAAGACAAACAUGGGAUUAUCUCCUGGAUCUAAAUACCUUAAGAGAGGCCCCUUGGUUCUUAACAGGAGAUUUCAAUGAUUUCAUUGAUAAUUCAAAAAAAGAGGGAGGACCUGUUCGCGCAGAAGGAACGUUUGGAGAUUUCCGGUCUUUCCUCUCAAAAGGAGAUCUCUAUGACUUAAGACACUCAGGUAAUCUAUUCUCUUGGCGGGGAAAGCGAAAUGACCACCUAGUCCGGUGCAGACUAGACCGAGCUCUCUCAAACAGUGAAUGGGCGGAACUUAACCCGUCAGGAAGAUGUGAAUACCUACGAUAUGAAGGUUCUGAUCAUAGACCGUUAGUGUCAUACUUUGAUCCAAAAAGGAAAAAGAAAAAGGGCAACUUCAGAUAUGAUCGGCAACUGAAGAAGAAUGAAGAAGUUACUACCUUAGUGGCAAAAGUGUGGACAGAUGAGACUAAUAAAACGGUGAAGGAGAAGGUAGACCAAUGCCGCAAAGCUAUUGUUACCUAG
Microthlaspi erraticum is the source of this 957-nucleotide messenger RNA. NCBI's taxonomy places the organism in Eukaryota, Viridiplantae, Streptophyta, Magnoliopsida, Brassicales, Brassicaceae. The record is from the annotation of a GenBank genome assembly.